Peromyscus californicus insignis is the source of this 1512-nucleotide messenger RNA. It is a transcript of the gene Tor1a, whose product is annotated as torsin family 1 member A. The coding region runs from base 178 to 1179 and encodes 333 amino acids. NCBI's taxonomy places the organism in Eukaryota, Metazoa, Chordata, Mammalia, Rodentia, Cricetidae. The record is from RefSeq and is a predicted model, not a curated record. Gene Ontology annotation, molecular function: ATP hydrolysis activity; ATP binding; kinesin binding. The transcript has 5 exons. Gene Ontology annotation, cellular component: endoplasmic reticulum lumen; nuclear envelope; endoplasmic reticulum. Gene Ontology annotation, biological process: nuclear membrane organization; protein localization to nucleus.
AUCAAGGUUCAGAAGCAGAAAUGGCUUUGCCCUUAACAAAGAUGGCAGCCAUUAGCGUCGGGGGACGGCCUGCCUGAGACAAAGAGGGCGGCCUAGCAUACAGGAACCGGAAGUUCGCGUCUGGCGGUGCGCAGGGUACGGUGGGCGCUGGGACGCGCAAGCGGCGCGGGUCCGGGCAUGAAGCUGGGCCGGGCCGCCCUGGCCCUGCUGCUGCUGGCGCCGUGUGUGGUUCGUGCGGUGGAGCCCAUCAGCCUGGGCCUGGCCCUGGCCGGCGUACUGACUGGCUACAUCUCCUACCCGCGCCUCUACUGCCUCUUUGCCGAGUGCUGCGGUCAGAAGCGGAGCCUCAGCCGGGAGGCGCUGCAGAAGGAUCUGGAUAACAAGCUCUUUGGACAGCAUCUUGCAAAGAAAGUCAUCUUAAACGCCGUGUCUGGUUUCCUAAGCAAUCCGAAGCCCAAGAAGCCCCUUACCCUCUCCCUGCAUGGGUGGACAGGCACCGGCAAAAACUUCGCCAGCAAGAUCAUCGCAGAGAAUAUUUACGAGGGUGGGCUCAACAGUGACUAUGUGCACCUGUUUGUGGCCACGCUGCAUUUCCCCCACGCCUCUAACAUCACCCUGUAUAAGGACCAAUUACAGAUGUGGAUUCGAGGCAACGUGAGCGCCUGUGCUCGGUCCGUCUUCAUCUUUGACGAGAUGGACAAGAUGCACGCAGGCCUCAUCGAUGCCAUCAAGCCUUUCCUAGACUAUUACGAUGUGGUAGAUGAGGUCUCCUAUCAGAAGGCCAUCUUCAUCUUCCUCAGCAAUGCGGGGGCAGAAAGGAUCACAGACGUGGCUUUGGAUUUCUGGAAAAGUGGGAAGCAGAGGGAAGAAAUCAAGCUCAGAGACAUGGAGCAUGCCCUGGCCGUGUCGGUCUUCAAUAACAAGAACAGUGGCUUCUGGCACAGCAGCCUCAUUGACCGGAACCUCAUUGACUACUUUGUCCCUUUCCUGCCCCUGGAAUAUAAGCACCUGAAAAUGUGCAUCAGAGUUGAGAUGCGGUCCCGUGGCUAUGAAGUAGAUGAGGACAUUGUAAGCAAGGUGGCUGAAGAGAUGACCUUCUUUCCCAAGGAGGAGAGAGUCUUCUCGGACAAGGGCUGCAAGACUGUGUUCACCAAGCUGGACUACUACCUGGAUGACUGAGUCUGCUGCAGACAGCCAGGCCACUCCUCUCCCAGGAGGCGGGCGGCUCAGGACACUUUCUGCCGAGGUUACCAGGUACUGCCUUGGGGACUGUUUCUGCUCCUCAGAGCCUGCAGGUGGCCAUGCUGUAGGGACCAGACACAACAUGGACCCAAAGCUUCCUGGAGCCUCCAGGGGAUGAAACCUCCCAGCCUGCCCCUUCCCGGGCUCAUGAUUUUUUUUUAAAUUAUGUUUUAAUUUCAGGUGUUUCUGUUUUGAGGCAGAACAAGUAAGUUUUACUGCAAAUGUGAUAACUUUAUUUUAAAUGGUUUUUAAUAUAUGAGAAGCCUUUCA